AUGAUGAAGGAAGGAGACGAGGAAGAGAAGAGACAAGCUAAUGGGUUUCUGGAUUGUUAUUUACCUGCACUUAGGCUGUACCUGCUUGGGUUGAGAGUUCUAAUUAAUCAAUUGAUCUGCCGUCCCUUCACGUUGCCAGAGCUGGCCUUACAACAUGGCAAAGUUGCUAUAGUGACGGGAGGCACCAGGGGAAUUGGCUAUGAGACCUCAAGACACAUGGCCCGCCUGGGGGCCCACAUUAUCAUAGCUGGACAGAAUGAGCUGAAGGGUGUGUCUGUUGUGAAGAGCAUUUGUGAGGAGAACAGAGAGGCCAAAGUGGAGUUUGAUCAGUUGAAUCUGGCAUCUUUGCAGUCAGUCAGGCAAUUUGUCCAGAGUAUCAAGAGACGAGGCCUACCGCUGCCCAUCUUAGUCAACAAUGCGGCGGUCAUGUUGGUCCCUGAGGGUCGUACAGAUGAGGGCUUGGAGGUUCACUUUGGGGUCAACUACCUAGGUCACUUCCUGUUGACCUUGCUGCUGUUAGACACAUUAAAGCAUUCUGGGAAACGUGGUUCCUGCUCACGUGUUGUCACCCUCUCCUUGUCCGCUCAUGGUGCUGGAGAGAUACAACUAGACAGCCUGCUAAACAGGCAGUGUUAUUCGGGCCAAGCGGCGUGCUCCCAGAGUAAGCUGGCACUACUGUUAUUUUCCUCCCACCUGCAACAGAGGCUGGAUAGAGGAGGGUUUCCAGUGGACCCUGGGAUGGUCGACACUUCACUCUACUGCCACCUCUUCCCCACCGCCCGCCUCGCACAGACAGCCAUCGCACGCCUGCUCUUUAGGAGCCCGUCCCAGGGAGCGUCCACGGUCCCCUACACUGCUCUGUCUCCGUCUCUGGAGGGGGAGGGAGGAGCCUACUGGAGCAAUGGGCGCACAGAGAUGACAUCACCAAACACCUACGACCCACAGCUCCAUCGCGGCCUCUGGGACUCCAGCUGCAGACAAGUUGCCCUGCCAUGACCCCUGACUUUCAACCCCUGACCCUGACCCCCAACAUGGGACUGGAUGUCUGAGACCCAACACUUAGUCUGUCUGACUGGUGUUGUCUUUGUUUUGACUAUCUCCUCACCACCAGACUGUGAUUGGACUGAUGACGACCAUGGCUAGACUUUGAUUGGUUAGUAAAGAGUUAAGUCCCUUCACAUGCUGUUCAAAUGAAUGUGCUAAUGGGAAUGAAGCAACCUUCUCCCUCUGGCACUGUGAACAUACACACACAUACACUAUGUUAAGGGUAUUCAUUGUGCUGCUAUGAGUGUCUGUAGCGCCACUAUGAGUGUUAAUAGUGACCUUAUAAGUGUUCAUAGCAACCUUAUGACUGUUGGUUGACAGAUCAGAUCUUCCAGAACAGAAAGCACCUUCCCUCGAUGGGAGAACUUACUUUUGUCAUAAACAAGUGUCAUCAGUGUAUGUGUCUGUGUGUACUUGUCAUCAGUGUGUGUGUGUGUGUGUGUGCUUAUUAUGAUGUUAGAAGCAUCCAGGAGCAUCUGGUGUUCUGAUCCAUCUGUGAAGCAUAUACUGACCCCUGCCCGAGUGGAGGUUCCAGGACCAAUGAACAAGCCAGCACGGUAACAUCAGUGAAUCACAGCCUGAAACUGAUAUUUUCAGUUCUUGUGAAAGCAAAGGGUAUUUUGUGGAAUUCUUGCCAAAGCUGCUGGUUUCCUCUCCAGGGGGCAGAAAUCAUCUGAGAGAAAGUCUUUAAAUUGUGUCCCGCCUCCUGGGCUGUGAAUCACACACACACCUGUCUCAUGGUAUUUCUCUUUUACUGUUAGAGCUGAGCGAUAGUUUAUCAAUAUGCACAUAUCACCUCUCUCAA
Oncorhynchus masou masou (cherry salmon) is the source of this 1849-nucleotide messenger RNA. RefSeq names its product dehydrogenase/reductase SDR family member on chromosome X-like. The transcript is spliced from 8 exons. Lineage: Eukaryota; Metazoa; Chordata; Actinopteri; Salmoniformes; Salmonidae. The record is from RefSeq and is a predicted model, not a curated record. The coding region runs from base 1 to 996 and encodes 331 amino acids.